Cladophialophora bantiana CBS 173.52 is the source of this 408-nucleotide messenger RNA. RefSeq lists its product as uncharacterized. Lineage: Eukaryota; Fungi; Ascomycota; Eurotiomycetes; Chaetothyriales; Herpotrichiellaceae. The record is from RefSeq and is a predicted model, not a curated record. The coding region runs from base 1 to 408 and encodes 135 amino acids. The transcript has a single exon.
AUGACGCCACAAACACCGCCACCCACAAGCGAUAGAGUAGCGGCUACUGGUGGUGGUGGUGAUGCUGCUUCUGUUGCUGCUCGCCUAGUUCGAGACGAUCCCGAGAAGAAUCCAAACUCGCUCCACGACUUCCACACAGUAAAACGAGGGCCCAAGAACGUCCCAGCAGUCGUGAUGCCCACCCCCACGUCAAGCACUGAGGAAAGAAAACGCCCCAAGAAUCCAGGGCACUCCUACGCGCACACGGAACAUGUAAGGUUCGACUACUUCAAUCAGCGGGCUUCGAAUGCCCCCUUCGGAUACGAGCACUUCGUCUCGCUCCCUCCGUCAUACGCCGAAGACUCGGCCAAGGCGUGGCCAUUGGUUCUCUUCCUGCACGGCGCCGGAGAGUCUCAGCGCGGUAGGUAA